CAACGGAGGCCUUUGACAGAUGAUGAGAUGCGUAUUGCUCAUAAUUACAUCUUGAUCAAUUGUGUUGAUGUUCUACCUUUUUUAAGGUUGUUUGAAAAUUAUGUGAUCCAAAGCCAACCUGAUAUGGAUGAUGGAGCAUUUGAAAGGUUUAGGGAUCAACAUUUUGCUAAGUGGUUUAAAGAUCAUGUUUUUCAACAAUCAAAUGAUAUCAGUCAACAUCUGAAAUGCCUUGCACGAGGACCAUUACGACAUGUUAGGUCCUAUAAAGGAUACUUUGUCAAUGGUUACAAGUUUCAUACUGAAAAAUAUGGGGAUGGACGGGUCACACACAAUAGUGGUGUAUGUGUAAGAGGGACUUGUUACAAUGAGACUGAGUGUGACUAUUAUGGGUUGUUGGAUGAGGUCUUAGAAGUAGAAUAUCAAGGCAUAGGGCGUUGCGUCGUAGUAUUGUUCAAGUGUAUAUGGUUUAACCCUACUGAAGGGGUACAUGUGGAUCGAAAGCAUAAUUUGGUUGAUAUUAAAUACAAAUCAAGGCUAAGAAAUGAAGAUCCGUUUAUCCUAGCGUCACAAGCAGAACAAGUGUAUUAUGCACCAUAUCCCGCAAUGAAGGAUUUGAAAGAUUGGUGGGUUGUCGUCAAGACGAAACCAAGGGGUGUAUAUGAUCUACGACAAUGUGUUAUUGAAGAAGAUGAUGAUGAGGAUGAAGAGGACCAAUUCUUUCAAGAAAGUGAAGCAAUUUUACCUUCUACAAGUAGCGGUGCAAAUGAGGUGGCAGGACCCCUUUCUCAUGUAAUUGAAUGA
This is a messenger RNA of Lactuca sativa (garden lettuce), 801 nucleotides long. RefSeq lists its product as uncharacterized. The record is from RefSeq and is a predicted model, not a curated record. Lineage: Eukaryota; Viridiplantae; Streptophyta; Magnoliopsida; Asterales; Asteraceae.